Molecule: messenger RNA, 11091 nt
Organism: Homarus americanus (American lobster)
Lineage: Eukaryota; Metazoa; Arthropoda; Malacostraca; Decapoda; Nephropidae
Exons: 19
Coding region: 122-8971 (2949 amino acids)
Source: RefSeq, a predicted model, not a curated record
UUGUGGUGGGCGGGCGUGUGUUGCUGUGAGGGACCGCCUAGCACACGCUCACCUGCCGCGCGCUCUUUGUGUUGCUGGCUGCUGCUACUCCUUGCCCGCCUCUGUUCCAGGCUCAGCUCCCAUGCCUCUUCAUCGUCGAGACGGGACUCGCUGGAGUCUGCCGACGAGGAUGACGACGACCAGUUCCUUGUACUACAUUGUCAUUGUUUUAGCGAGCGUGAUUGCAAGAGACGGAUCACAGGGCCACAGUCUCCCUCAGACCAGGGGGGCCCAGGCUAGCAGUCAUUGGGAGACCAACCGCAAACUGUUUGAAGACCUGGUGAGUCCCGCCAGUGACAACCACCACUCCAUCACAUCUCCGCCGCCUCCACCACGUUAUCAUCACCAUAAACGAUCCUCCGUUGCCAUCAAACACCAGAGGCGAAAUAAACCUCACCACCAUAAGCGUUCGAAUUCCAAAACACAUUCGAAAUCAGUAAAGCGACAUGCUAGUUACCUGUCAUUAUUCGGCGACAUGAAACGUAAUCAUGGAAGUUUCAACAUCCCGUUCUCCGACAUGUACCAGUACCACCACAGUGCUCCCCAUUUCUUGCAUCUUAAACACUUACAAAACCAACACAACAUUAUGAUGAACCGACUACACUCGCAGAUCGACGACCACAUGAUGAGGAUGAGAGAAAGAAUUUCUCCCAUACAUUAUCAGCAAAAUUACCAACACCGUUUUCAGAGUCCCCAACAUCAUCAACAGAACCAUCACAAACAUCACCAAUACCGUCCUCAAGAACGCCCCAACCACUACCAACAUCAACCACAACGUCAUCACAACCAUAGGCAUCAUCCCCAACAUCUAAGUCGCUUCCAACAUCACCAUUCCAACCGUGUCCCGCAGAGUUCGUCACCACCAAGUCAGAUCAGACAACACGAACGUUCCAACAAGCACACAGUUGGGAGGAAACAGUUCAAAAUCUUCAGGAGUCAGGCGGAGGACAUGCCCGGGGACGUCGAGGUGUUCAGUGGCCCACGACCAUUAGCACCAUCCAACAACACGACCCCAACCAGCCGUACUGACAACAAUCCCAACAGAGGUUAUAGGAAGAACUGCACCACCCCAGUUAGCCGAGGCCAGGGAGUUUUUGAGCACCCCUUCCACCAUACGAUUAUCAAAACUACAGCAUCCUCGCAUGGUAGAUCAAACUUCAAACCUAAUACUCCCCAACAACCUCACAGCCAGUUUUUCACACCGAUUUUUCCUGGAGUUCCAACACCCACAUCGAAUCACCCUAUCCACGGCAACACAGCAUUAGUCACAGGACUUUCACGCCCCUCAACGCCCCUCUUGAACCAUGUACAACACCACAGCUCAGGAGACCAUCAAGAAUCAGUCCAGGUCAGCGUCGAGGAUCACCUAGACCCACUGUCGUCUGUUAACCAAGGCCUAGGAAGGCCCCAGGAAGGUGACAUCGCGUGCAUCAAGUGUCCGCCGGACGCCCAUGUGGAAGCGCCUAGAGGCAAGGACUGUGUGUACGCCCACUUCCCCAGCCCCCUGUCCUGUACACCCAGGUGGGGGGAGGUGAGGACCGUGGUGACUGAGGGCCCCACGCCUGGUACACGCCUACAGGAGGGCCGCUACGCCAUGGUUAUCACAGUGGUGGCUGGCGACGCUCUCUCCUCCAUACCCAUCACCUCCUGUAGGUUUAAUUACAACGUACAAGUACGCAAGUGUGGUGAGUUGCCGAGAGGUGGAGGGUUGGAGGUGUUCUGCACUGCGGGACGCGCCUGGGGUUCCCGCUGCUCCUGGAGAUGUAUAAAUGGACUCACCCUCCAAGGCUCCUCCUCCACCACCUGCACCGGCCACCGACACCCUCAUUGGUCACACCCGCCCCCCGCUUGUACAGAGCCGACUUCACCUGCUCCAUCUGGCAGGAGGGGCUGUAACCCCCCACCAGAGGUCCCGAGAGGUCACUAUGUUUGUGAGACCUCCACGGGAUCUUCCAGAAGAAUUUCCAUCCCUAAGGAUGCCCCCGCCAUUACCAGGGACACCACACACGUGGCUCUUGUCAGCCACCUGGAAGGUAUUGUGUGCACGCUGCACUGUGAUCCUGGGCGAGUGGUGGGCGUGUCGCACCGCGGACGAAGUAAGCUUACCUGCGCUCCAGGUGGCCAUUGGGACCACCGCCCACCCCCGUGUCGCCGGCAGGUUACUCCAGUACUUAAGGCCGGGGAGUGUGAGGACCACUCUCUCACCUUCCCUCACUCGCCCCUCUCCUUCCUGCCGCUGCCUACUUUCACCACUGCCAGCGGCGUCCCCGCCCACGUCACCUGCCUCCUGGAGGGCACAUCACACGGCCUCUACACCAGGACCUGCACGGCCAGGGACCCCGAGCUGGAGACAUCAACCAUCUGCAAGUACAGGAUCAUUGUCAACGGUGGAAACUUGGAUCCUGAUGCUGACAUUUUACCUAGUACAUUUGGCAAGCAACAUCACCCAUCACACUCGAGAGAAGAUGAAGGACGAGGUUUGCACACUGAGAAUGAUGUUGACGGUGCUCUCACACUCAAUAUGGAUGAGAAGUCUAUCGUACAGGAGAUACAUCAAGAUUUUGGCGACAACGAAGGUACAAUAGACGGUAACAAUGGCAAGGAAGAUCAAUCCAGGAUUUAUAAUGAAAGAGGGGAUAGUGAUGUUGAAUAUGUUAAUAAGGAGUUUGAUUAUUAUUACGACGCAAGUGACGAUGAUUACAAUGAUUAUUCAAUCAAGUAUGAUAAUAGCAGUGUAAGGAUGCCAGAGUUACGAGUGGAUGUAAACAAGUUAACGAUAUCACCACUAGCAGACGUAUUUGGGAAUGCGAUUCAUAAUAACAGAGCUGACACCGUUGAAAAGGUUAGAAAUACGGACGAUAGAAAUUUCACAGACGAUAAUGGAGAGGACACUCGUUCACACUCACUAAAAAUAAAUAGUCAGGUAAACACAAAUCGAAUCGAAAUUGAAUCUGAUAGCCAUUUUACCCUGGUAGAUUCCAUGCCCAAAGUGAUGGAAGAAGACAUGUCUGAUUUAUUUCCUCUAUUCCGAGAACAUCCUGACGGAGACAUCGGAGUCCACAGUAAAAAAGGUCAUUCAAGAGGCAGGACUAAAGAGCAACAGGAGAAAGAAGUAAGAAAACAAACGGUAAAUGAUGUGCAUAAUGAAACUGAAACCAGGAAAAUAUACAGUGUCGGCGAGGCUGUCAGCACUAACACCAGUCCGGAAGUUGCUGUUGAUGGUGACGAAAUCGGCAAGGAAGACGAGAAGAAACUCGAGUCGAGUGUCAAAGAACCUGGUGAUAUAACAAAGGCGAAAGAAGAGGUGAAAGAUAACCAGGCGUUAACAGAGUCUGUGAUUAAACUUGACGAGACAAAGCAGAUAAACCCGGGAGACUCUGGUGUAAUAGAGCUCCAGCCAAGUACAUUCCCAUCAGUUGUGCGGGAAGAAAACUACAAGAGAAUGGUUGAGAUAGAAGAAAACAGCAGGAAGAGGGAAACUAUGGAAGAAGAUAGCAACGCUGGAGUGUUGGAGGAGGACAAUGAAGAAGAGAGUCAAGCCGCGAUGAUGGAGGCCAUGUUGACAAUGAAGGUACUUAUGGAGGACUGUGGUGCCACGGUGGAGGUGGAGCAAGUGGUACAAGAGGCGUUGCUUGGCCAGGUAACCUGCAAUGGUCUUACUUGCCACCAUCCACACGCCACUUGCACCCACACGUCAGCGGGUGGAGGCAGCGUGAGCGUAGUGUGGGCGGUGGGCGGCUUGUAUGAGGCUGUUGGCGACUAUUACUAUGACGACCACCACGUGCCUGAGGUGGAGACGGCGAUAGCGGCUGUUCUAGAGUCGACGCAGGAGGUGUUGAGAUCGCCGUCCUUCACGAGGUCUCUGGAGGCCCUGGGAGCCACCCUUGAUCUGUCGUCCUUCAACCUGACCCAGCUUGACCUGUUGUGUCGACAACUAGGUCACGGCCUUAACCCAAACACCAACCGCUGUAGCUUGUGCGUAGCAGGGACGUACAGUCGAGAUGGAUCGUGUGUACCGUGUCUGGCUGGGACGUACAUGGACCAGGCUGGACGGUCCACUUGUGUACCAUGUAAGGAGGGAAGCCACGCUCCUCGCCCCGGCAUGACUCACUGCUUAUCUUCCACUGUACCAGAACACGACCCCGGGGCCUUGUCUCCUUCACGUGCAGACCACGAGGUAGAGAAGGUGAGGGACCCACACGUGGUCCAGUACGUGCUGGGGCCCUCCAUGGAGGUCUCUCAGGGACGCAAGCAGCGGCAGGCCCCAUACCCCUCCUACAAAGGAUGCUACUCCUGCACCCUCGGUGGGCUGGGUUCCUCAAGCUACGGCAGCAGCAGCAGCUAUAGUUCAGGGUCCUAUGGCGGAAUGGACAGCCUGGGCAUGAUGGGUCCUGUAGAUGUUCCCCACACAUCUUCCCGCCAGGAAGUCCGCAGUCAGCAGCAAUUCGUUAACGGCCAACCAGUCUACGAACUGCACCAUGAGCGUCGCUUCCAAGAUGGGCAGCUUGUUCACGACCAGAAGACGGAGAAAGACGAAAAUGAUCUGGGUUUCUCGCCUCAGCCAGUGAGCGGUUACUCUGGCAGUCAGGUCUCUUCCAGUGGUAGUAGUUACACCAAAUCUGGAGCAAGUCGGUAUACCCAGCCUGGCUAUGGUGAUGAGUUAGAAGGGUCUUACGUCCAAAGUCAAAGUCUUGGUUCCACUGGAUAUGGCUCUGACGAUGCACCUCAUGAUUCAUCUUCUGAUUUUAACUCUGAGAUGGCUCGUAUGCGGGAGCAGUUGAGGCGUCAGAUGAUGUCCUAUGGAUCACGUCAACCUGCGUAUCACCGUAGUGAGGUACACUCCCAGGCCCGGUAUGUAAAUGGUCGGCCAGUCUACGUCAAGAACGUUGAGAGAAAAUAUAAAGAUGGGCAACUGGUACACAACCGCACCGAGGAGAAAGGUCCAGAUGAUCUUGGCACAAGAAACAUCGUCGGAGAGCAUAACUCUGCAGGGCCUGUAGGAGACAGUCAUUCUGGUGGUUAUUACGAACAUCGUCAAGAGCACCAAGAACAUUCCUCCAUUUCAUCCAGAGACAACCAGAACACUUAUCCGAGGUAUCGACCGGGCUAUUCCUCAGAGUCACAGGGACGCCACCAAUACUCUUCAUACCCCUCAUACAGACCAUCAUCCUCGACACAGUAUACUCAAGAAACAAGAGAUUCAUCAACCUCCUACAGGCCAAGUUAUGAUAGUUCUUCAAGGCGAUACUCUGAGGAUUCAAGAGCAUCUUCGUCACCCACUUCCUAUCCGUCCCACAGACAAACUUAUGGAAGUUCCUCAACACAGUAUUCUGGGGAGUCGGAGUCGAGAGAAACAGCUCCCUCUUCUCCAUAUAGACCAACUUCAGGAGUGUCUUAUACCUCACACCAACCAGUUCCAGGAAGUUCAACACAAUAUACUGAGCAAUCUAGAGAAUCUUCAUCAUCACAUUCGUAUCCUUCCUACAGCUCUGGAAGUUCCUUAACACAGUAUUCAGGAGACUCGAGGGAAACUUCAUCUUCCUCUCCUCCAUAUAGACCAACUUCAGGAAGUUCAACACAAUAUACUGAGCAAUCUAGAGACUCUUCCUCAUCACAUUCUUAUCCUUCUUACAGCUCUGGAAGUUCCUUAACACAGCAUUCAGAAGACUCGAGGGAAACUUCACCUUCCUCUCCUUCGUACAGGCCAACUCCAGGGAGAUCUCAUACUUCAUAUACACCACCCUCAGGUUACUCACCACGAAAUACUGGAGACUCGCCAAAUCCCAGACCAGCUUCUGGAAGGUCUUCAACAAGGUAUACUGAAGAGUCACAGGAAACUUCAACCUCGUAUCCUUAUAGACUAGCUUCUGGAAGUUCCGAGUCUAGACAACCUUCCCCUUCAUACCCCUCCAACAGACAAUCUUCUGGAAGUUCUUCAUCACACUACUCCGAAGAUUCCCGCGAGUCCACUUCAUCACAUAUGGAUGUAUCUCAGACAAGACGCAUUAGCGGUCAUAGGGGUUCAAAGGCUUCUCCUGAUGACCUCGGUGACUUAGAAAGAACAUUGGUACAACAAAGUGCUAGAAAUCCCAAUCCAGGUCAGUCCAUUACACAGAUUACACAAGAGAGGUCCGAGUCCUCACACAGGGAGUCAGGUGGGUACAGACAGCCCUACAGACCAAGUCCUACAGGAGGUUACAGUCACAUGCAGUCGGAAAUCUCAGACGAGCGAAACAGUGCUUAUGACAGUAGAAGGGCCGAGACCUCUAGGAGCUCCUCGCCCAGGCUACCACACACUUCUGGUUCCAGGGAUAGAGCUCACACUGUGACCUUUGACCUGUCUUCAUCAGAUUCAGAGGCGUCCCUUACUGACCAGUUAUUAGGUACCAGCCAUGGUGGGCGACGUCAUGACACCCAGGAGGAAGAGCAUCAUUCUUCUCUGUACGAGUCUCAGCAUUCAGAUGAUGACAGUAUCCACAGUUAUGGGCAACAGCAGCAAGUGGGUAUUCCAGGAGCGAUAAUUGGACCAGUGUCUAGUGACGAUGAUGGCGACGAUGAUAACAACAAAGAGCGCUAUGACAUCAGCCCUCAUGAAGAUGGCUAUGUAUAUGAAAUUCCAUCCGUUGAUAACGAAAUGGAUUCUGCUUUCUUGCCUCGAGUUGACAUCGAAGUUGAUAGUAGUGACUUCAGCCAAGAUUAUGAGGAUGACUCAUACAAUUCGCGUGUUGAUGAAUCCUCCGACCUUUUCCAUACGCGUGCUGAUGAAUCAUCUGGUCUGUAUAACUCGCAUGAUGAUGGAUUAUCGGGUCACGAUCAGCGAGGGCCUUACUCAGGCUACUCCAGUUCAUCGCGCUACUACAACAGCACCCACACUAGACAAGGUGACCUCAUUGGUCAGGCUACCCCCUCAGUUUCCCACACCCGUUAUGAUAAUUCAAGGGCAUCAGUCGCUGAUGAAACCAGAAAUACCUACCCAGGAUCUGUAGGCUCUAGUUAUCACCACUACAAUGAAAGCCGUAGACACUCCUCAGUCGUAAGAGAUCAGCAGCCGCUAGAGCCACUCGCUGGAUCAUUAUCAGGUUCUUCAUCAACAGCAUGCACAGAGUCAGAGGGUUGUGUAAUCGUUGGCUCCCCGCUGAUAGGUUCUCAGCGCUCCGAGAUUCGCACUACCAAGAAGUACCUCAAUGGACGCCUUGUGGGGGUCACCCAUCACGAGCGGCAGUAUGAAAAUGGGGAACUAAUUCACGAGAACAAUACAGAUCACGGUGGUGACGAGUUGAUCGGUAUGGACCUGAGUGCUUAUGGUGAUGACCAACUGGAACUGAUGCAAGGCAGCUACCAUCCUGGGAGUUACUCUCAGCAACACGAGGUUAAACAGGAAAAGAAGUUCGUGAAUGGCGAACAAGUGUACGAUCUGCACCAUGAGCGCCGCUUUGAGGAUGGCCAUCUUGUUCAUGAGAACCGGACGGAGAAGGACGAGGAUGAUUUUGGUGUUGGAAGACUAAGCGAGGGUCGCCUGGGCGUGUCUUACCUGGACAACCAGGUGGCCAGUGACUCCAGGCACGAGGUGACACAGUCGCAGCAUCUUCAACAGCAGGUGACUUCUGGCCGGGUCGCAGGAGGUGGUGUAGGCCGCUCCACUCAGACACAUCAGGUGUCUGGAACUGGACGGGUGUCAGUGGUUCCUCAGUACACGCGCCGUCGUUACGAGACACGUCGCCAGCAGGAAUAUGUUGACGGACUCCCAGUGUACGACCUUCACCACGAGCGUCGCUUCCAUAACGGGUCGCUGGUGUAUGAGAACAGGACUGAGCUGGACGAGAAAGCACUGGGUGGUGCCGGCAACUAUGAUGCCCUCCACCAAAUCCUGGCAGGUAACACCCUCAACACACCCUCACAGUCCUCGUACAAUAGGAAUGCAGACUCCUCUAGAGUUGGGGCCUAUGGGUCGCAUGGUGAGUUACAGGAGACUUCUCAGAGUGCUGAAUCCUAUGGUGGAUCGACAGUGUCGCAAACUAGAGAAUCACACAGCUCCUCAACUGCCCAUGAUGGUUCCUUGGGAACCUAUGGUGGUUCAGGAUCCAUAAGUGGAUCUACUUCAGCUAGUGAGGAAUCCUCCACAAGGCGCAACGGUGCUACUACCAUAGUGCUGGGCGGAUCAGGUUCCUCAUUGACUGGAUCAGACUCUAUACGUAGUGGAUCAUCUGCUUAUGAAAGAGGUGGAUCAUCAUCAUCGUCCACCUAUGGCUCAGAGUCCUACAGAGGUUCAUCUCAGCAACAUUCGCCAGGAAGAACGAGGCCUUCGGGAUGUCUCACCUGUGUCCUUUUGGGAGGCUCGGGAUAUUCCAGUCAAGACUCGUCUCACAGGGCUUCCCAUGGUUACCCGGGAGUGGUGGAUGGAGGAUACAGCGAGAGGAGAGAGAUAAAUGCUGAGGAGCACUAUGAGGACGGUCAGCUGGUCCACGGUUACGAGGAAUCUCGCAGGUUCCAGGAUGGACAGUUGGUCCAAGAGAACAAGCGCCAAUACUCUGAUGUGCCAGCACAGGUUUCUUAUCCAGCGGCACUUGAAUCUGCUGGGACCUCCUACGUGACCCCUGCCUCAGUGUCUUCAUCACAUACUUCAGGAACAAGCGUAAAUGUCACUGUGGAGGAGAACACGACAGAUGUGUGUCAACCCAACCCGUGCCACUAUGGAGGAACUUGUCUGGCCGGUCUGCACGGUCCUAUCUGUGCCUGCAAUUUUGGCUUUAAAGGUCCUGUAUGUGCUGAACUGGGUUGUCCAAAAGGAUUUUGUCGUCGCGGCGGAAAGUGCAACAUAGAGGAUGGUGUCCACGUGUGCUCUUGCAGGAGUGGUUACUCGGGUCACCGCUGUGAAGAACGUACCCAGAGACAUUGGAAAAAGCAUGCCCGCAGACAUGCCAGCAAGCCCUGAACCGUCAAGUAACCUGCACCAAACACCAUGACUUUACAGGAAGACAAAAUGAAUGAUGGCUUCAUUCGCUUGAGCACUGCUAAAAAUUAUAUACAAAACUUUGUAUACUUGAUAGGUUGGAGGUUCGUUCUGCGGCCAGGCAACCAGAUACGACUUAGGUGGAGAACCUUGGCCACUGUGGCCAUGCUUUAGUUGGGAAACUGGAUCUAAAGGGUUGUAAAUGCUCAGUAGUUUAAGUUCUUAGAUCCAUUUACUUAAUUCCUACUUAUCUCCUGUAAGACUGUCAUAAGCCCCUCACUGGGGUGCGAGACACAAACAAAGUUAUUACCUUUAAGAAGGUAAAGCGACACAUCCAUGAAGAUUAAUCCAUUACAGUACUAUAAAAGUAUACUCGGUCUCCUUUUACUAACAAAGACUGGUCCCGUUUUCUUUUCCAUGUCAGGUUAUAAUAAUAGGACCUUCCUGUCGUGUAGUGAUCGUGGGCGUGAUUAUCUUGUAAAUCAGUGACAAACCGCUCUCUGGCUUAAAGUCAAUAUAGAAUUACAAUGCAGGACUAUGAAAAUUAACCGUUCAGCUAUAGACGUAGUUGUCCUAUGCUUCUAUAAAUUUUGGAAAUAGUGAAUGCGGUAUGUUUAUAAAAAAGAUUUUCAAUGGUAUAGCAGAUACUUUAUAAUGAUAUGUGGGAUAUAUAUGAUUAUAAGCAGUAAUAGACUUAAUGUUGGCAGGAUUUGACAGUCUGUUUUGGAAUAUUAGACAUUUCCAUAAUUUUGUCCAAUUGUCAAUCAGUCUCGCAUUAUUCUUUUAUUCUCAAGUAAAUGGAGUGGAACCAAUACGCCAACUUACAAUAAAAAAAUCACAUAUACAUAAUACAAAUGUGAAAAAAGUUCAUCAAGUCUUCUAGAUUUACACUUACUGAAUUCCUUAGAAUAAGCUCAUCAAAUGGAUUAUUCAACGUAUUGUUGUCAUUAAUCUGGGAUUUUUUAUUUAAGACCAGUGCUGGAAAUAACGAAGCACUGUACACCAUUCUUAAUGUGUUACCACUUGAUCUCGUUCAGUGUUUUCUUAAGGUUUUUUUUUACUGGUAUAGGCUUAUUUUAGAUGUUAUUUAAUUUUAUUUAUUGGUAAACUAUUCUUAUUUAUAAAGUAAUUCAUUUGUCAUAUAAACACCUAGAAUUAUUAUUCUUUUGCAUAAUGUUUACUGUAACCAAUUAUGGUUUUAAAGUGUUUUAGGCUUCAAAAACAGGAAACUUAACAGUAAUGAUAAUAGGUUUUACUUAUUGUUCAUGAAAAAUACAAACAAGUAAGUGUAACGAUGGUGUAUGUUAUGUCACUAGGGACACGCAUAGUUAUAUUAGGGUCGCCCAAAUGCAAACAUAAAAGCAACUAGUAAUGAUUCCAUGUGGCAAACUGUAUGUCACUUCGUUCUGCUCUGGCAUUAUUGUGUAUCACAUUUAUAAUUAAGACUUUUUAUUAAUUUUGAGCCAUUUUAUUAUCAUUAUUAUUAUUAUUAAUAUUAUUAUUAUUAUUAUUAUUACUAAAUUAGAAUUCCUUGCUUAUCACAUUACCUAAUAAUAGACUAAUUUAUACUUAUAUUUUACGAUCUUUAGGUUUCCUCCCUUGUCACGAAACUGUACUCACGGCUUGUUUCAACCUCACACUGGCUAUGAUCAGUGCCUGAUGCUCUCUUCUUUUCCUUAAUCCAAAUUUAUGUCCCAUUAUUACCUUUAAAUUCAAUAUUGGUGUAUGGUUACUGUUAGUGUGAGUUUGCCGUAGACUUGAUUCAUUCCUCUGAAUCACACCACAGAUUCUCAAAAGGUGCGUACUUUUUUCACUAGCUGGAGGGAGAGUAUAAUACAAGUAACGUUUGAAUCUCAUUUUAAUUUGGGGAGAAUCUAUGUGCUCUUGAGUUUUUCCCCAGUAUCAUAGAGAGAAAGAGAACUUGCAACUAAAUUGAUUAACACAUUGCUUUGGGAUGAAAUUUUCCAUAUACAAGUAUGUGAAUCUAGGUGCAGGUGGGGAAGAGAAGCCAAGGACUUGAGGCCAAGUUCUUCACAAUGAUACAUAACAGGUUGUAAAGCGGAACAAAAAAAUAAUUAUUCAAAUAAACGUCCAGAUUAUAA